Messenger RNA from Hippoglossus stenolepis (Pacific halibut), 3602 nucleotides. RefSeq lists its product as uncharacterized. The record is from RefSeq and is a predicted model, not a curated record. Gene Ontology annotation, molecular function: telomeric repeat DNA binding. Gene Ontology annotation, cellular component: shelterin complex. The coding region runs from base 177 to 2432 and encodes 751 amino acids. NCBI's taxonomy places the organism in Eukaryota, Metazoa, Chordata, Actinopteri, Pleuronectiformes, Pleuronectidae. The transcript has 7 exons. Gene Ontology annotation, biological process: regulation of telomere maintenance via telomere lengthening; telomere capping.
GAUGGACGUUCAGCCGCAGACUGUGUGUUCACUUCUCUCAUCUCGACUUGUCUGUACAUGUUCCAGCCGGGCGGGGGUCCGCGGGGCGGGGGACCGGGGGACCGGGGACCGGGGCCCGUUCAUGAAGCGGCCUUUAAAAGAGCCAGCGGCCGGGACCCGGUGAUCUGUCCCCGGUGAUGGAGGAACCGGAGCUGCCCGCUCACGACAGACGGUUCCACAGGUUCCGCAGGUUCCCGGUGUGGAUCAUAGAACACGUGUGGACUCACAGGACGAUGGACAUUCAGCAAGUUGUGGACCCCUCUGAUUGGCCAGAUGUGGACUCGCAGCCUCUGAGCACCGAGGACUCGUGGAGGCUGCGUGUUGCGUCUGCUCAGAUGUUCUGCAUCGUGAAGAACAGGGACAUGGAGCACUUUGAAAGAGUGAUGAAGUUUCUGGAAGCCACGUUCAGACUUCUACCCAGACUGGUGGCUCCCAUCAAACACAUGAAGAUCAUGUUUGGACUUAAAACCCUGGUCGUCAUGUGGAUGCUCAGACAGCGUCGAGGGAUGGUUGAUACUGUGUUUAAAAUCACCAAGUUCUUCCCAAAUAAACUCCCUCAAUAUCAGGAUCAGUGUAACCAACACGAGAUGUUCCUCAUGAGGAAGAACCAUCUGGACUUCAGGGUUCUAGCUCAGGCUCUCGCUAUGGACCAGGACAAACUGGAAUAUUAUGUCAAGAAACAGAUGCAGCAGCAGUACGGGGAACAUUAUGCACAGAAAGUCGAGGACAGGCUGCUGCAAUAUCUGCAGGAGCUGGAGGCUGCGUUACCUGGGGACACUUUCAUCGACAAGAUCCUGAAGAAGGAAAGUCCUGUUACUGAAGAGGAGAAGCUGCUGCUGGAUGUUAUCACAUCCGACUCCACGACCAUAGCAAUAACUCUGAGGAAGCUGCUGCACUGUGAUGCAGCUUCCUGUCGUCAGGCAUCAGAACACGGAGCGACUCAAGUGGAAAACUCUGGACCCACAAAGUGCGUUGUGUGCAUCAGCUCCUCAAAGAGUCUCUUCUCGUCAGUGGAAGAUAAAACUCCCCAAGAGUUCCAGCCUGAGGUUUUAAAACGAGAAGAUGUGGCAGCACAGGAAGUGUCUGGAGAGAGUCACAAUCAUCCAGAUGUUGGGAGACGUCUACAAUCGAAGGAGGGCGAUGAGAUGAUCAGUUGUGCUCAGGAAACCAGCCUGAGAGCGAGUGAAGCAGCUUCGUCUCCUCAGUUCUGCUCCAAACACCAGCGCUGGGUGAAGAGCAUCCUGCAGGAGUGUCCUGACGAGUGUUCAGAGGAGCUGCAGCUUCAGGCCGAGGCUCCCUCAUCUCCACCGCUGUUCCAGUUGUCCUCCUGCACCUCUUCAUCACAGGACCUCACCCCAUCUGACCUCAUCCCGUGUCCCCCCGACCGACAGCUCACACCUUCACAGACCGCCACCCGUCCUCCGCCAGCAUCAGAACAGGGGAACCUCGAAGACGAGCGGCGCUCUGGAUCAGCAAGUGCUGGAUCUCUGCCUCAGUGCUGCUCCAGAGACGCUCCUCUGCCCUCUCUGUUGUCCCCGGUCGUCAGCCUGAUGGACAUCACGUCUGUCAGAGGGAGCUGUCCCUUCCUCAAACCCCAUCAUGCCUCUCCAAAUACUUUUAUCGUGUCUCGAAACAAGUUGCCAGCUUCCACUCCUCAGGCUCUAACUUCUCCUCAAGACUGUGAAAGUGCUGCCCCGACAAAUCCCUCAAACACAACCAACAGAUCACAAACGUCUCCUGUCUCUCAUGAGGCUUCUACAUUUUCCAGCUGUCAAAAACCACCUCCUCAGACUUUUCUCAGACUUUCAUUAAAGCACAGACGAGCUUUAACUGCCUCCAGACGACCACAGACUCUGGAUGUAGCCGAGCAGUUCAAACCGGCUCCUGCUUCCCAUCGGCCCUUGUCCCACCUCCGUGUCUCUUCGCCUUCUGCACACGAGUCUUCUCCCUCUGCCUCUCGAUCUGAGGCUCUGUCCUCAAAUAGAAACCCUUCACCUCCCAGAUCGACUCGACAGAACAACAGUCCUCUUCAGUCGCAGAGUGACCCACGCACCGCUGCAUCCUCCUCCAACACUGACCACCCCUCUGUGAGGUCAGAGGCCCGCGGCGCCCAGCUGAGGUCAUCAGAGCGGAGUCGGGCCGUGCUGCUGCAGCCGUACGUGAGCCUGACCAGGCUGAGCGCUCAGGAGUGUCACCGACUGACCAGGAGCCGGCGUGUGGAGUCUGAGUCACAAGGCGACGAGGACAAAGUUUCUGACUCCUCUUUCGAUUUGAACAUUCUUUACUCCAGUCGUUCUUCCAGCGGCGACGAUUCGUUCAACUCUGACCCCGACUACAAACCUCCCGCUGAGAAGAAAAGACGAUGGUCAGAGUAUGAGGAGCAGAAAUCCUGAAUCGUGUUUGAGAAGAUUUUAGCAAAUGGAGAGUUUGAAAAAUCUCCUGUUUCCAACUGGGACAUUUCACUUUGUAAAAAUCGACUCCUCGAGGCUCCCUGGUGGACAAACUGUGCAAUCGUUCGACUGUUUACCUCAAACUAUAUCUUGUAACUUAUUGACUGAAAUAUACAAACCAGAAAUAUCUGUAUUUGUUAUUGAAUCUUCGUUUCUUUUCGCUCGUGCAGUUUCAUGCAGUCGAGCUCUUCAGUCCUUUCACCCACAUGGUAUUUUGGUUUGUCUGUAAAUAAGGUAUCAGUCUGCAUCCAGAAGCGUUUUUCAUCCUAAAAGUUCUCAUAAAACAUCGUAAACUAUCAUUUCUAAUGUGAGCGGCUUUUAGCUCCAGCUGUGCUUCGAGCUCAUUGACCAGGACGAGAGUUUGUUUUCAGUAAAAGUCGUUUUUUACGCCCAAAAUGAGAAACAACUGAUUGUGUGUGAAGCUCAUGACCAAGUUGUGUCCACUCGUCUGUUUCCUGUUGCAGACAUUGACCUGUCCUCCAGGGACCGCCCCCUCCGAGUCAGUCAGUCAGUCCAAUGGCACGACACCACACUGUGUGAGCAGCACUGGUUGAGACGUGCAUCCCUGGGGGUCAGCACAGAGGUCAACAGAUCCUCCUCUGUUUGCUCAUGUGUGUUUACAGAGGGCUGAGGCAGGGCGGUCUCUGCCUGAGGUGAAGUUAGGGCACUGCUUUUUGACCCGAGGGUUGAUUAGGAAAUAUUUACCUGAAACUUCCCAUGAGGCUGUUCAGCACAACCACAGGCGAGAAAUAAAGAUGGACGACGAGUUUCCACUUCUGCCCACUAUCGAGGCACGGAGCGUCUCCUGGAGUCGGGCUGAGCGGCAGCGAUUGGUGGACGGAGCCUCUGAGGUCCCAGCCAAUCACGAAUCAGUCUCAGCUGUCAUCAUGGAUUCUCAUAUCAUUAAUUUGUGUGCGUGUGUGUGUGUGUGUGUUGUGUUAUUUGAUGCUUUGUAAACAGGGUGACACGUCAUGAUUGACAGCUGAGACUCCACCGUCACUACAACACAGAUUCGGAUGUAUCUGAGAUGUUUUGGCCUUUGGAUUUUUGUACAAUGGAAGAAGCAGAAACGUGUUGGAACCAUAGACCGUUAAUAAAAAUGGGUAUAAAGUC